AGCACAACUUGGGCACGAGUACUCAGAGCUCUCAUUAGAGGCAAUAGUCGUUGUGUUGAAUAGGAGUGCCGAAGUAUUGAAUAGGAUUCCAGUUGUGCUACCUCCCUCCCAAGGAACAUCUCCUCAAGCAGUGGGUAUUGAGGAAGCCAAAACUCUUGUCACUAAACUUCUAGAUAUGGAAAGUAAAUCUGUUAAGGUGGUGGUUAUUUAUGCACAAGGUGGGAUAGGGAAGACAACUUUAGCUACCGCAGUUUCAGUAAUCUAGACUUAAAAAAUUACAAAUAUUCUAGACUUGAUAUGGAACAGAAUUGUUCAGAUGCUGAUCUUAAGUUGCUGCAACAACAAAUUUUAGAAGACCUUUAUGACCGUAAAAUUCAGUUGAGGAGUUUGAAUGAAGGUCGGGAACAAUUGUCCAAGGAUUUUAAAGAGCACUCCUUUAAACCCGUCUUCAUUUUUGUUGACAACGCACUCAAGCAAAGUGACCUAGAAAAGCUUUUGCCUAUAAAUGACCUAGCAUCCCUUCCGGCACAAAGCAGGAUUCUUAUAACCACCAGAAAUCUAAAUGAGACUCGUAUAAUUUUACAGGAAGGAAUUGAGCGAUGUCAUUAUCUAGUAGCUUCUCUUCCACAAGAAGAGGCAUGGAAACUCUUGUGUGAGUUGGCUUUAGGCAGUGCCCAAGCAAGUUUUGACCCAAUUGUAGAUAUUAAUGGCCUCCUCCAAAUAUGCCAGGGAAUUCCACUAGUACUAAAAAUGGCAGGAGCAAGAUUACGUGAGCAUGCUCAAAGCAUGCCAACUUGUAGAGAUGUAGUUGAAAGUCUUAAGUCAGAGCUACUACAAGGAGAGCAGGAUGACUUAAGUGAGCAUAUGGUGGAUUUUGUAUAUAACCGCUUGAAAGCCUCCUGUAAAGAGGCAUUUCUUGAUAUUGUGUUCUUCUUUUGUAAUUGGAAGCGGCAGAGAGUGGCAUGUAGUGUUGGAGUGACAGAGUUUGAAGAGCUUGAAAGGGCUGCACUUGUAAAUAUAGUGAAAGACAGGGUGCAUGUUCAUGAUAUAGUGAAAGCACGAGGGAGAAUGUUGUCACCAGAUGGGGAGAGAAUUAUUGAUCUACAAUCUCUCACGGAAGUUCUCAAAGAUGUAGAGAGGAUAAAGAAUACAAAGGGGUUUGCUCUUCAGUUGGAAUCAUUUGAGCUAGAAGCAAAACAUCUCAACUUGAUGAAGAAAUGUUUAAGGGUUUUGAUCUUGACAAAAUCUACAAGAAUAGUAAAUGGAGAAUGUAAAGGAUCCUUCGAAAAUCUACGGCUGCUCAGCCUCAACAACUAUAAUAAUUACUCACGGAUGGAUAGCAAUAAACAUCUGAGGUUAUCAGUAUUCAUUUUGAAAUACGACAAAGACUCCAACUUUCCUGAGGCAAAAUCUAUAAUCUCUGUCUAAUUUUUAAUUUUAUGUUUUGAGCAAAAUUCUUUAAAUUUUAUACUUUUUUUUGGCACAUUGCUAAUUCGAAACAAUGAAAUUGUUUUGCAGUUCAUCGAUACCAUCCCAUCUUCAUUGAGAUAUAUGUAUAUAAAAGAUGCUACGCUGGUUAAUCUUACCACCACCCUUUCCCAAAUUCAAUAUUUGCAAUCUCUCACAUUGCGGGGCUGUAGAGGGUUUAGUAGCUUGCCUGAAACCAUUGACAACCUACUUGUUUUGGAAAAGUUGAGUUCAAAGUUUUGUGAUAGUUUGGUGAGCCUUCCAUAUAAUUUUGGAAAAAUAUCUAGUUUGAAAAAGGUGAGUUUAAGAUCUUGUUCCAGCUUGGUGACCCUUCCAGACAGUAUGGGCAAUUUAUCUUCUUUGAAUAACUUGGAUUUAAGGUCUUGUUCCAGCUUGGUGAACCUUCCAGACAAUAUGGGAAAUUUAUCUUAUUUGAGUAACUUGUAUUUAAGGUCUUGUUCCAGCUUGAUGAGCCUUCCAGACAGCGUGGGCAAUUUAUCGUCUUUGAAUAACUUACAUUUAAGUUCUUGUUCUAGCUUGGUGAGCCUUCCAGACAGUGUGGGCAAUUUAUGUUCUUUGAAUGACUUGGAUUUAACCUCUUGUUCCAGCUUGGUGAGCCUUCCAGACAGUGUGGGCAAUUUAUGUUAUUUGAAUAACUUGUAUUUAAGCUCUUGUUCAAGCUUGGUGAGCCUUCCAAAUAGUGUGGGCAAUUUAUCUUCUUUGAAUAACUUGUAUUUAAGAUUUUGUUCUAGCUUGGUGAGCCUCCCAAAUAGUGUGGGCAAUUUAUCUUCAUUGAAUAACUUGUAUUUAAGCUCUUGUUCCAGCUUGGUGAGCCUUCCAGACAGUGUGGGCAAUUUAUCUUCUUUGAAUAAUUUGUAUUUAAGGUCAUGUUCCAGUUUGGUGAGCCUUCCAGACAGUGUUGGCAAUUUAGUUUCUUUGAAUAACUUGUAUUUAAGGUCUUGUUCCAACUUGGUGAGCCUUCCAGACAGUGUGGGAAAUUUAUCUUCUUUGGAUAACUUGGAUUUAAGGUCUUGUUCCAGCUUGGUGAGCCUUCCAGACAAUGUGGGCGAUUUAUCUUGUUUGAGUAACUUGGACUUAAGGUCUUGUUCCAACUUGGUGAGCCUUCCAGACAGUGUGGGCAAUUUAUCUUAUUUGAGUAACUUGUAUUUAAGGUCUUGUUCCAGCUUGGUGACCCUUCCAGACAGUGUGGGCAAUUUAUCUUUUUUGAAUAACUUGGAUUUAAGCUCUUGUUCCAGCUUGGUGAGCCUUCCAAACAGCGUAGGCAAUUUAUCUUCUUUGAAUAGAUUGGACUUAAGGUCUUGUUCUAGCUUGGUGGGGCUUCCAGACAGUAUGGGCAAUUUAUCUUCUUUGAAUAACUUGAAUUUAAGAUCUUGUUCCAGCUUGGUGAGUCUUCCAGACAGUGUGGGCAAUUUAUCUUCUUUGAAUAACUUGGACUUAAGGUCUUGUUACAACUUGGUGAGCCUUCCAGACACUGUGGGCAAUUUAUAUAGAUUGGUAAAACUAUAUUUAAUCAGAUGCACACAGCUAUCUUUGCUGCCAGAAAGUUUCAGAAACCUCGCAUCUCUGGAGCGCUUGGUGUUGCAAGAUUGUGAGAAACUCUCGAAUCUGCCUCAAAAUUUUGGUCAGCUGAAGUGUCUAAAAUAUGUGAGCGUUCAUGGAUGCAGUGUAUUACAGAGCUUCUCUAGUGAUUUUGAAUGUUUGAGUUCACUAAUUGCUGUCAAGGCUUCGGAAUGUUCUCAACUGCAGGAAAAUACAAUGGACAAGUUAGCCAAGAUGAAUGGAUUGAUGAUUGUGGAUAUAGAUGGAAGCCCUAUCUUGAAAAAGCGGUGGGAACAAGUGAAGGAGCAAUACUCUUUAGCAGUAGUGGAGUGCGGAAGAAAGGAAUUCGAGACUGAAAUGUACCCACACGCGGAUGUAAUGUAUAGAGAAUUUUUUCACAGUGAGUCAAAACUCAUGCAUGUUGAUGAGAAUGGGCAUCUCGUGGAGUCGUCCCGUAUGACAGGUGGGGAAAAGCUGUGGUUCUUGUUAAAGGAGAGAGAUGUGAGAUCAGCACCAUCAAAUAGCAGAUGUUGGGAAACAGUGAAGAAGAAAUGGAUGGAGUUGGUGGCUUUGGAGGGGGCUCAAAUGAUUUAUGUGGAUAUGGGAGGGUCAUGGGAGGAAAGAGAAAGACGUGUUCAGCAAGCUCUCCCCCAUUUACCCAGCAAAACUCAUGCGUGGAUUGCUCCUGACAAUAGGGCAAGGCUAUCUUUUGCCUAUUCUGUGCAUCAUUAUUACAACAAACAUGUCCAAGAGGGGGACGAGGAGGCCGACUUAGGGAUAGUGAAUUGCAUUGUGAGCACAUCAGCGUGUGUGGAUCACCUCAAAUUCAAAUUUCCCGACCUUAAUACACUACCUUCUCUAGAAACUGAGUACGAAGACUUUUCUGCCCAAUUACUCACCCCUAUUUUUGACGCCACCAUUAAUGGUGUAGCAAAAUCCAAUACAACACAUCUCAUUUUGAAGCUAUUGAAAAUAGACUAG
Molecule: messenger RNA, 4008 nt
Organism: Cryptomeria japonica (Japanese cedar)
Lineage: Eukaryota; Viridiplantae; Streptophyta; Pinopsida; Cupressales; Cupressaceae
Product: disease resistance protein RPV1-like
Exons: 4
Coding region: 1552-4008 (818 amino acids)
Biological process (GO): defense response to fungus
Source: RefSeq, a predicted model, not a curated record